CUAGCAGAUCUGUGACCUUUGACCCCUCCUUCUCCAUCACAUCUAUGGAUGUUCUGAGAGGGGGAGAACUUCAGCCAAUCUGGUCUGUGCACUCACUGAGCGCAUGCGAGUCCAUAGGUGCUUCAGGACCCUUCCUGACCCCUCCCCCCUGCUGAUGCAGCAAAAACAUCCCUGUGUGUUUUCACGAGGACAAAGGCCCCCGCACACAAACAAAUGUGUUUCCAGAACACCGUCCUGAAUAAAUCCGGCCGCCGAACGCCUCGGAGCGGUUUGCCACUGCAGUCAUGCCUCUUCCCCGACGCCGCUCAUCCGUUCUAGGACAGACGUCCACAGAGCGUCCGGCCCCCGGCUCUUGCGGGAGGAUGGGAGCUGCUGCCACGGCCGCCCCUCGAGGCGUCUUUGUGGGCUCUGCGCCUGCGGUGGGUGUGGCCUCUGGGUUGGGGACCCGGGUGUCCCGCAGAGCUCUGGGGAUCAGCAGCGUGUUCUUGCAGGGGAUGAGGAGCACCGCCGCCCCGGUGCUGCCGCGGAUGGGGCAGCGGGCCGGGGGACAGGGGGCCCUGAACACCUGCCUGAUGGAGUACCGGGACAAAGUGAGGGCCCUGGAGACGCUGAACCAGCAGCUGGAGCAGCAGAUCCGUCUCUGCCUGGACCGCAGGGCAUCUAGCGCCGGGGCCUGGGGGCCGCUCCGGAGGGAGUGGGAGGAGGUCUACAGACAGGUCAGUGAAGCCAUCCUGGACAACGCCCGGCUGAUGCUGCAAACUGAGAACGUCCAGGCCAGCGCCGAGGACUUCAGGGAGAGGUUUGAGAAUGAGCAGCCUUUACGGAGCGCGAUGGAGGAGGAGAUCAGCUCGCUGCACCGGGUGAUCCAGGAGGCCAGAGUGACCAAGGCUGAGCUGGAGGAGCAGAUGGAGAUGAUGAGGGCGGAGCUACGCACACUGGAGCAAAACCAUGAGCAGGACGUGCGCGCUCUCUACCACCAGAUGGCGGGACGAGAGGUGGACGAGCCGGACGCUCCCAUCGAAACCAGUCUGGACCAAAUCCUGGCGAACAUCAGGAGCCACUGGGAGAAGGUGACAGAGAAGAAUCGCGCCGAGGCCGACAACUACCAGGAGUGUAAGGAGGCGCCGUGCACGAGCAGCAGGCUGAGCCCGGAGGAGGAGCAGGUGGAGGCGCUGAAGGCCGAGUGCAGCGAGACCGGCUGCAAAAUCCAGAGUCUGCAGGCGGAGACUGAGUCCAUCAGAGCACUGAAACGAGGCCUGGAGAACUCGCUGACAGAUGCACGGCACUGGCACCAGCUGGAGCUGCAGAACCUGGGCUCUGUGGUUUCCAAGCUGGAGGCGGAGCUGGCUGACGUGCGAGGCGAGAUCGAGCAGCAGCGCCGCGACUACGACACGUUGCUAAGCAACAAACAGAAGCUGGAGCAGGAGAUUGGCCUGUACCACGGCAUCCUGGAUGGGGAGGAGAGCCGCUUCCAACCCACUGCCGCAGCACAGUGUACUGCUGUGAAUGCAGAGUGUGAGGGUGCAACUCCAGAAACUCCAGCACCUCCAGAACAGUGAAGACUUCAAGGAUCAGGACCGUCUGACAUCCUGCAGACACUGAAGCUCACCUGAAGGACUCAGCUGCUCAGGUGUGACGGAGGAGCUCACCAUCACUGUGAUGUAGAAGAGGUCUGCAGAUGGAGCCGGUCAGAACACCUGAACAUCCUCCCGGUUGUGCUGUGGAGCGUGUUUGCUGUUUGAUUAAAGUGAAUAAAGAGAAAGUAAUGCUG
Oryzias melastigma (Indian medaka) is the source of this 1771-nucleotide messenger RNA. RefSeq names its product beaded filament structural protein 2, phakinin (gene bfsp2). Gene Ontology annotation, cellular component: intermediate filament. NCBI's taxonomy places the organism in Eukaryota, Metazoa, Chordata, Actinopteri, Beloniformes, Adrianichthyidae. Gene Ontology annotation, biological process: intermediate filament organization. Gene Ontology annotation, molecular function: structural molecule activity. The coding region runs from base 285 to 1559 and encodes 424 amino acids. The transcript has 7 exons. The record is from RefSeq and is a predicted model, not a curated record.